AUGCCGCCUCGCCACCGGGGAGGUUCGGGCUACUGCGGCGUCCGCGUGCGUCCGUCCGGCACCUACUCCGCCUCGAUCCGGUUGGGCGGCGGCGUGCGCCUCGGCCUCGGAACCUUCGACACCGCCCAGGACGGCGCCCGCGCGUACGACGCUGCGGCGUGGCGCCUCCGGCGGUCCCGUUGGGACAUGAACUUCACCGACGUGGCGACGCCAGAGCGGGCACAAGAGUUGGCUCCUUUCCCGCGGCUUAUCACCGACGAGGAUCGGCGCAAAAACCAGAGGCGGGAGCGCCGUCUCAGCCUGGCCGAGAUGGACGAGGAAGCCAUGGCGCUGUGGAGGCAACGCUUCCCGCAAGAUAUCAUCAACGAGGAGCAGAGAAGACUUGAACUAUGUACAAAAUAUUGCUGGAGCGACUCGGGCGCGCUUUAUUUUGCGGCGGCCGCUGGAGCCAGCGCACCGCCAAGCACAAAACCUGGCUCAUCCGACGCGGUAUCCUGA
Molecule: messenger RNA, 498 nt
Organism: Aegilops tauschii subsp. strangulata
Lineage: Eukaryota; Viridiplantae; Streptophyta; Magnoliopsida; Poales; Poaceae
Source: RefSeq, a predicted model, not a curated record